This is a messenger RNA of Drosophila virilis, 1900 nucleotides long. The record is from RefSeq and is a predicted model, not a curated record. NCBI's taxonomy places the organism in Eukaryota, Metazoa, Arthropoda, Insecta, Diptera, Drosophilidae.
GAAUAGAUUUUUGGUUUCAAUAUUAAGGUUAAUUUUGUACGGUGAUUUUGGGGUUACCUAAGAGAUUGGCUGUACUGAUAUACAAAAGUCUCAAAAACGUUCUCAUCAAUUAUUUGGGCCAUUAAUAUUAAGAUAAUAAAUGAAUGGUAACAUGUAAUUUAUUAACCUCUUAGUUCCUAUAUAUGUAAAGCUAAAAUUUAAAACAAAUGUAUAUAGGCAGUAAAUAAUUUAUUAUUUUACAAAGAAUUUAUAAAUGUGUAGGCUUCGGAAUCAAGUUCCGAAAAUCAACGCUAAGUGACCUACGCUAAUUUGACGCACAAAGAACAGCCAAAAAAUAGAAUGAUUAAGGUUCUCGUGAGAAUUAGUUUUGUGUUGUACUUUUACCAUACCUUUGGAUUUAUGCGAAAAUUGUCCGCACCAAAUGUGCUUUUAGUAUUAAGUGAUGAUCAGGAUGUAGAACUACACGGUCUGUAUCCACUACAGCAAACUUUGAAACAUUAUAGCAAGUAUGGCACAAAAUUUACCAAUGCCUUUACUAGUACGCCGAUUUGUUGUCCCGCGCGAGCAAGCCUAUUAACUGGACAGUAUGCACACAACCAUAGGACAAUCAAUAAUUCAUUAAGUGGUGGCUGCAAUGGCCUUUACUGGCGUACAAUGUUCGAGCCACGCUCGUUGCCUAUGCUAUUACAGAAGCAUGGCUAUCAAACAUUCUUUGCUGGCAAAUAUUUAAACCAAUUUAAAGGCGCUGAAGUUCCACAUGGCUGGGAUGAGUUUUAUGGCCUCCACGGGAAUUCGCGUUAUUAUAACUAUACACUGCGUGAAAACACAAAAAAUGUGAGCUUUACGGAUAUAUAUUUGACAGACCUGUUGAGGGACAAAGCGGCGGAAUUUAUUCGUAAUUCAACAAGGAAUCGUCAUUCGAAACCAUUUUUUGCAAUGGUAUCUCCCCCAGCCGCUCACGAACCGUUCACACCAGCCCCGCGUCAUGAAGGGGUAUUUUCUCAAGUGCGAGCGUUACGCACUCCUAGCUUUAACGCUCCCGAUAAGAAUAAACAUUGGUUGGUCAGAUCAGCUCAGCAUUUGUCAAAUGACUCGGUCUUCACAAUAGAUAAGUAUUUUCAGAGGCGGUGGGAAACGCUGCUAGCGGUUGAUGAAAUGAUGGUGACUUUGGUAACAGUGCUUAAUGAAACCCAAUGCCUUGACAAUACUUACAUCAUCUUCACUUCUGAUAAUGGUUACCACUUAGGACAAUUUGCGCAGCCUUUUGAUAAACGACAACCUUAUGAUACUGACAUCAAAGUUCCAUUACUUAUCCGUGGACCAGGCGUACCAGCCGGCCGCUUGAUGGACAUGCCCGUCAGUUUGGUAGACCUAACGCCUACCAUACUGGAAUGGGUUGGUUUGUCGGUCCCAAAUUAUAUAGAUGGUCGCUCUUUUAAAAGUGAGUUGCUAAAGGAGCAACAGAAAAAUAAAAAGCUGCAAUUUUCCAAACAACGUGUAUUGCUCAUUGAGUAUUGGGGUGAAGGAAACGACGAUACAUAUAAUCCGGCUUGCCCAGGACAUCGUACUGACCAUUUAGCGCAAUGUACUUUGGAUGCAGAUUGUCAUUGCCAAGAUUCAUGGAACAAUACAUACACGUGUAUUCGUGAUUUUCGGUACAACCUCGAUCGCAUCUAUUGUGAGUUCCGGGAUACUGAGAAUUUUCUUGAGGCAUACGAUUUGCACCAAGACCCCUAUCAGUUACAAAAUAUCGUUUACGAACUUCUUCCUAUGGAACGAGCUCUAUAUGGACUGUUACUUCAAAACCUUACGAAAUGUACUGGCAGAACGUGCAAUAUUUGAUUUGUUCAAAGAACAGCGCAUAUUUUUCUAAAUAAAAGUCAAUAUCAACUGAUUACAA